AUGAGACUCACCUCUAACGAUCGGAUGAGAGAUGAUGAACAAGAAACUAUGGAGAGGAGUGUACGUCUGUAUAAUGGCGAGUCUUGGAUGUGGAGAGUUGGAUUUCAGCAAUACGCAGCUGAGUGUGGAUUUGAUAUUCGUCGUUCAACUAAGAAAAAGUCGUCGGACGGGUUCUUAAUUAGAAGCUAUAUCGUAUGCUCGAGGGAGGGUGAGAAGAACUAUUCACGUGACUAUACAGAUGGAGAUAGUGGCAGCAUAAAGAAACGAAGAAGAGUUUCGAAGCGUAUUAACUGUGAAGCUAAAUUGAUUACGAAGUUUGCUGGCCAAAAAGGUGCAUUGGAUGCCCAGAGGCAUGUGCAGGAUCAGAUGAACAUGGGAAAUGAGUCAUAUGCACAUCAGUUCAAGACGCCUUUAUUGAUUGAAAGACAUGCUGGUGAAGUGUACACGUCAACAAUAUUUGGGCAUGUACAAAAUGAUAUUGUUGCUGCUUGUUUUAACUGUCGAGUAUGCAGUGUUGUAGUUGGCGAGAGAACAUCGGUCUACGAGAUUGAUGAUGGUCUUAGUGGAACUUCUAAAGUCGUUUAUGAGAGAGAUGAGAACACAACGACAUUUAGUCGUUGGACAAAGCUUGCAUCACUGAACCCCAUAUUCAUUGUGGAUGGUGAGGUAAUAUGGAGUUAA
Messenger RNA from Striga asiatica, 681 nucleotides. The record is from the annotation of a GenBank genome assembly. Lineage: Eukaryota; Viridiplantae; Streptophyta; Magnoliopsida; Lamiales; Orobanchaceae.